Messenger RNA from Limulus polyphemus (Atlantic horseshoe crab), 338 nucleotides. RefSeq names its product SWI/SNF-related matrix-associated actin-dependent regulator of chromatin subfamily A containing DEAD/H box 1 homolog. The record is from RefSeq and is a predicted model, not a curated record. The transcript has 2 exons. Gene Ontology annotation, molecular function: ATP binding; ATP-dependent chromatin remodeler activity; chromatin binding. Lineage: Eukaryota; Metazoa; Arthropoda; Merostomata; Xiphosura; Limulidae. Bases 17 to 328 code for a protein of 103 amino acids. Gene Ontology annotation, cellular component: nucleus.
UCUAGCUCCUUACCAAAUGUUAGGUCUGAACUGGCUGGUUCUUAUGCACAGACAGGAAUUAAAUGGCAUCUUGGCUGAUGAGAUGGGUCUAGGGAAAACUGUACAGGCUAUAUCAUUUCUGUCUCAUCUGAAGGAAACUGGAGAGGAUGGACCUCAUUUAAUAGUCGUUCCUUCAUCUACCUUAGACAACUGGCAGCGAGAACUUCGUAGUUGGUGCCCCUCUCUUACUGUUCGUUGUUAUCAUGGUUCUCAGGAUGAACGCAAAGAGCUAAGGGUUCGAAUCUUAAAUGAUGAUGUUGAAGAUUUUGACAUCUUAAUCACUACGUGAGUAUUUUGCU